Pangasianodon hypophthalmus (striped catfish) is the source of this 4033-nucleotide messenger RNA. RefSeq names its product thyroid hormone receptor associated protein 3a (gene thrap3a). Bases 449 to 3253 code for a protein of 934 amino acids. The transcript is spliced from 12 exons. Gene Ontology annotation, cellular component: mediator complex. NCBI's taxonomy places the organism in Eukaryota, Metazoa, Chordata, Actinopteri, Siluriformes, Pangasiidae. The record is from RefSeq and is a predicted model, not a curated record. Gene Ontology annotation, molecular function: DNA binding; transcription coregulator activity. Gene Ontology annotation, biological process: positive regulation of transcription by RNA polymerase II.
UGUGCACUCAUGCUCCAGUCUAUACGCGGUGCAUUACGCAGCUGUGGAUCAAGGCGCAGGUCAGUGAGUGAGCAGCUCUGCUCUGCUCUGCUCUGCUCUGCUCUUCAUUCCUCUCAAGUUUAAACUGCUGAAAGAGGACACUUGGAUGUUACCGAUUUAGACAUUUUGCUUCAGUCAAUCAGCCAAAGUGUGAUCGAUGUCUCUGAAUGAGAGAUAAGCAAAGAAGACUGUAGUCUUUGGAAGAACAUCCGAUUCAGGAAUCUGGAACAUACAAAGUCGAUAGCGAGUGUGACCGGAGGAGCCUGUGUGAUAUCCCUGGCUUUAAUGAUAGCGCAGUUGAUUGAGUGGUGCUGCUUAGUGCUGCCGUAUCAGGUUGCUUCACAAUUGUUCGCAUCAGCUUGAACCCCCUCAAUCGAACAGGAACCUGUAAGCAAGCUCUCCAGCAGUGAUGUCUAAGACACCAAGAUCUUCUUCCAGAACUUACUCACGAUCAGCCUCCAGGUCAAGAUCAGGUUCUGACUCUCGCUCCCGCUCCAGGUCUCGAAGCAGCUCGCAGUCUCGUUCGAGGAAGCACCGCUAUGGCUCUAGAUCUCGCUCUCGGUCCAGAUCCCACUCUCCAUUCCAUAACCGGGGACGGAAACAUCCACGGGAAUAUCAGAACCAUCGGGAGUUCAGAGGUUACCACAGAGGCUUCCGGAGGCCUUAUUACUUCCGGGGUAGAGGACGAGGCUUCUUCCGUGGCCGAUUUCAGCGUGGUGGAGGUGGAUACAAUAAUUAUAGAUCAAACAACUGGCAAAACUUUGUCCAGCAUCCGCAGCAAAAGCAGCAGAAACAGCAGAAGCAGCAGCCGCAGCACCAGCACCAGCACCAGCACCAGCACCAGCAAAAGCAGCACACUCACAGCCCCAAGAGGGGACGCUCUCACACCCCCAAGAAACGUUCAAACAGCCCGCAAUCCCUAAGUCAUUCGCACCGCUCUGACAGAUCUGCGUCACUGCAUUCACACCACUCUUCUUCCUCCAGCUCAUCCCAACAGAUAACUGCUUCAGUUAAGCAGAAUUCUAAGGCUGGAAUAGAGGUUCUCUCUGCACCUAAGGAAAGCCAGAAAGCUGGAGGAGGAGAUGCUACACUGUCAGUGCAAGGAGCGCAACACCCAGAGGUGGAUGGAAGUACAAGCGGAGAGAAGACCCCUAAAACAUGGCUGUUUCCAAUAAAUCAUGACAGCAGCACAAAGAGGGACAGUCCACAUAUUCAGUCUGCUGUCAGUGCCGUCCAGGACGAUCCAGCCUCCACUGAAUCAGGUCCUGUGCCUGGAAAUUCAGGAGCAACUAGCAAUGGUGCCACCUACAGCCAGACUGUUGCUUCUACUCCCUCUAACAGUAGCCCUCAAAAGAAAAGUCCCACUACAGUUUUCUCAGGCUUUGGGCUUUUUUCAAAUGCUGACCAGGAAGAGGAUACGGUUGCCAUCUCUAUAGCUUUUAAAAAAUUCUUAGAGGAGCAGAGGAAUAAAAAGCAGGCUCUUGCAGAUAAAAGCAUGGAGAAUGUGGCAGACAAUGGAAAUGCAUGUCCUGAAAAUAGAAAUAGCAAAUGUGAAGGCACUUUUGAUCGUCUGUCUGGUCCAAAACUGUCCAGGCCUGCAGAACAAAACAACAAAAAGGAGAGUGAAAAGUACAAAUACGUAGACAAUUUCAAGGGGAACACAUCAUCCAAUAGUUUCAGGCCAGCAAUCCUCUCUGAAGAGGGGGAGGAGGAAGAGGAUGAGGACACUGAACCCCAUCUACAGAUGAGGGUUUUGGAGAAUGAAGUUCCUAACCGUAAAAGCAAAGUCGCAAUGUCGGCUCGUGAACUGUUUGAGGAACAUCUCAGGAGGUUGGAUGACAGAGCAUGGGAUGAUGAGCUUGAAGCCUUUCUAAUAAACCGAGAGAAGGAGAGGGCUGCAAGCAUUCUAUCUGCUCUGUCUAAGAGGGAGAAGUUUGCACGUAAGUUUGAGGACCUUUCCCCUGAAAGACCCUCAAAAGUGAAACGAAAGGACAAAAUGACAUUGAGUCCCUCUCCCACAUACAAAGCUCCUUCACGAAGGAGCAAUGAGUCCCAAGAACCAGAGAUGUUCAUGAAUUUGGGUGAUGAAUCCUCACCCAGGGCUUCAGGGAAAAGAGAAAGAGAGUUUAGUCUGAGGAUGGAUUCUCUUAGUGAAGAUCUGGCAAGAUCAUCUGUUUUGCCUAAUGAUUGGAGGAAUACUAUGGAUCUUACGCAUAGCGAUAAAAAGGGACUUCAGCACCGUUGGUGUAAUAAUUUAUGCAGGAGCACAACAGAGCUGUUUGCACAGCAUGUCAUUUCAAUUGUCCAUUACGUCACAGCGCAACAUUUCUCUUCUUCUGGAAUGACUCUAAGCGAUCGGUUUACCAUGUACCAAAGACUAGCAGCUGAGAAAGAAAUCAUGAAGCCAAGAAAGAGUCCAGAGAUACACAGGAGAAUUGAUGUUUCUCCCAGUGCUUUUAUGAGGCACUCAUUCCUGUUUGAUGAGUUGAAAGGCUCCGGGGAUAGCAGCUCCAAGGCUGAAGGUAAACACUUUAAAGGAGAUACAAUGGAUCUUCCAAUGAAUGUUGAGCAGCGCAAAAAAUAUUCAAGCCGAGAGACAAAUGAGAAACAGGAAGAGCGAGGGGAAUUACGGCAAGCUCCCGAAUCAAGCAUGGAAAGCUCAACUGAGAAAUCAUCCAUACGCCACAAAAAAUCUAAAAAGAGCAAGAAAAAACGCGAACGUUCUCAUUCCUCCUCCUCCUCUUCUUUUGUUCCUGAGGAGGAAACAGAUUCUACAGAGAAAAGCUCGGCCCAGCUACAGGUCAGAGAAUGUGUUGGAUCCGCAGAGACGGGACAGGCACAUAGAGGAUUUCAUUUCCAAAUACGAGGUAGGGGUUGGAACAGAGUGAAUUGCCUUGGAAAAGAUAGCAAGUGCAAUAGCAGUGCUCAUGUGCCAGGUCAUUCCAACAACAUGGACUGGGAUUCAGAGCAAAUGGCCAAAAGCAAGAAAUACUACUUGCUAGAUGAAAAGGAUGUUGAAGGUGAGAGGAAGUGGGUGAAUACCCAAGAGCGUGGCCAGUGUGCCAUUCCUCGUGUCAAAGGUCGUUUCAUCUUAAGGAGGCCCACCAUUUCCAUCACCACUAAUAACUCUAACUGGAGCCAUGACAAGCUCAAGGCCAGUGGUGAUGAUGGUGAACCAGGCAACAGGGACCACAAGGAGCAAAACAGUGUGUGAGUCAUUGCCGAGGCAGCAGGGGCUAGUGAAGAAUAACUGGCAGCUUUCGCACACUGCCUAACCCCAGGUGGGCAGGACUCUCAACCCUAUCCUGUGUUGGUGGACGAGAGCAGGGAACUGAAUCCUCAUACACCAACGUUAGCAGUUGCACUUAUCAACAGGGGUCUAGUACAUCUAAGUCUACUUCAUAGGAGACCAUUAGAAGCCCAGCUAUUUCUUUUACUGGAGAUAUUCUUAACCCAUUUUUUUUAAAAGCCUUUUAGCACUUUUUAUGAAUUUUUGUGCACCUGUGAUUGUUGAUUUUCAUGCAAUAACUCGACAAUGAUCUUUAAAGCAUUAUAACAUAUAAUAGGUACCUUCAGACCUGGAUAUGCUGAUCUGAUUUUGCUUAAUAAUAAUGUAAUAAUUUGGUGUUGAUAUAAAGUAAACUCUCACUGGACUCGUACCAUAUACCACACCAGGGUUUUCCGUUGGACAGAGGUCUGUUCUGACUUCCCAUCAUGAACUCCUGUCAGCUCGAACAUAGAUUCAUAUGGAUCUAUUAUGGCAGUAAACAAAAUUCUGAAAAUUAUCACUGUUUGUCAUGUAUAAUGACCAUUGCAUUUCAUUUUCUGUUGUGAUGCAUAUUUUUCAUGACACUAAAUUUUUUCUAAAGAUUUUCUCACCAUGUUGACCAUGUCUCCUUGUCCUUGUAUGUCAGUGCUGUGUAUUUAUAGCUGAUGGAUUUCUCAGCAGUUUGCUAAUUGUUCAUGCAAUAAAUAUCUGCAGUACUUUAUCAGA